CUACGAUGUCUUUUCCUAGUUCUUCAUGCAAAGAAGCCAUAAUUUCAUUAAGAGAAUUAUGGAGACUAGCGAUUUCAAUGAUCAGUGCGUUGUUGUUUUUAGAUCUAAUUUGGUUUCUAGAUGAGAAAGCAACAAAGGUUGAUUUUCCGCUUUUCAAUUUAGCAGUCAG
Messenger RNA from Cetraspora pellucida, 169 nucleotides. Lineage: Eukaryota; Fungi; Glomeromycota; Glomeromycetes; Diversisporales; Gigasporaceae. The record is from the annotation of a GenBank genome assembly.